Molecule: messenger RNA, 1862 nt
Organism: Siniperca chuatsi (mandarin fish)
Lineage: Eukaryota; Metazoa; Chordata; Actinopteri; Centrarchiformes; Sinipercidae
Product: protein eva-1 homolog C
Exons: 8
Coding region: 78-1322 (414 amino acids)
Molecular function (GO): carbohydrate binding
Source: RefSeq, a predicted model, not a curated record
GACCGCUCUCUCCCAGUCAGUCAGUAGCACAACAACUCAUUACAACAAACCCCGGGGAUGUGCACAAUGACAGUACCAUGGAGUUCUUCUGCCUUUUCUUACCUCUUCUUUUGGCUCUGAAGAUACGCACUGCAUAUUCGGCUCCUGAUUUCUCUCUAUACCUUCACACCAUCCUGAAGAACCACACGGCUCAUGCUUGUGAAGGAGACACGCUCAUCAUCGAGUGUCCUUCAAGGACGUCUGUGACCGUCUUAUCAGCUUUCUAUGGAAGACGUGUUCCUAAUCAGCAUUUAUGCCCCUCUGCAAACACAAACAUAACUGUGGAGGAGGAUAAAGAAUGCACUUCCCCAGUUGCCAUCGAGAAAGUGCUGUCAGAGUGUCAGGAUCACCAGUCCUGUCACAUCCCUGUCUUCAGUCCAGUGUUUGGGCAGGACCCCUGUCCUCUCACCAGCAAGUACCUUCUAGUCUCAUACAAGUGCAGACCAGAGCACCACCGCACAAGGUUGGUGUGUGAAAAUGAGCGUCUGAGGCUGAUGUGUAAAAAUGAGACUGUCCUCGCCAUCUACUCCGCCACGUUUGGACACCUGCUGCAUGGCAGUCCUUACUGUCCUCAGGAACCUGGAUCACAUACUGACAUGGAGUGUUUGUCACCUUCGGCUCUGAGGAAGGUGUCACGCAGGUGUCAUGGCAGAGCGAACUGCUCAGUACUGGCCGAUACUCAAACCUUUGGGGACCCCUGCUUCACUGGCACCAGGAAACACCUGCGAGUGUCCUUCACUUGUGUGCCUCGGUAUCUUCUGGAAGAUGUUGGUCGAGGGUCAACAGAUCCUUUCAUGAUCUCAGACUACACACAUGGUGGAUGGUACACUGGCCCCACCUACAGGCCUCAAAACGUGCUCUUAACCAACUCUCUGGAGAUCAUUGAAAAAAUAUUGGGUCUCCCAGAGCGAGUGGCUCUGUACUUUGUCUCUGGCAUCUGUGCUGGUCUGGUUUUCCUGCUCUGCCUGUUUGGUCUACGCUCCACACUAGUGAGGGAUGUCAAAGAUCUGGUUUCUGAGCUGAACGAUGAACUGAAAGCAUCUCGCAGACAGCGCAAGGACCUCAUGGAGGACCUCUUCGACGAGGACAUCUCAGACACGUCGUCCUUCUGUCGCCUCACACAAUCCUACCGCACAACAGACAUCUUCAGUCCUUCCACUUUGACAGUAGAGAUGGUUGAACGUGAGGUGGAACAGAUGACGGAUCUGCCCAACGGAGACAUUUGGCCACAACGAAACUCCAGCCCUUAUGCCAUUCACAACAUUAAAACCUACAACAAUUGAGAGAAGUCACAUGUAUGAGUGAAACUACUGCUAAAGCAUCCGUCUGCUAUGAAAGUUGUGAACUGAAAUCACAUGCAGACAUUUAUUUUACUUUUAAAACAAUUUAACUGUGCCUCCUUAUCCAUGUAUUGUCAUUCAUGACCAAGUGACUCUAACAGUGGUGGAAGAAGUAUUCAGAUCCUUUACUUAAGUAAAGUAGCAAUACCACACUGUGAAAAUACUCCACUACAAGGCAAAGCAAGUUUAUUUGUAUAGCACAUUUUAUACACAAAGUGCUUUACAUAAAGCAUAAAAAGGUAUAAACAUAAGAAACAAAUAAAACAGAAAAUAAAACUAUUCAUAAAAGAAGACUAAAUAGAAUGAUUUAAGGAAAACAGUAGAAAUACAGCAGAUUUAAAAGAUUUAAGAAGUGCAAAAGUAUAAAAAUGUAAUAUCUUUAAAUGACCUUGGGAAAGGCAGUGGCAAACAGAAAAGUUUUAAGCCUCAACAAAAUACUCCACUACAAGUCCUGGAUUCAAAAACUUACGUAAGCAAAAUUAU